Molecule: messenger RNA, 477 nt
Organism: Brugia malayi
Lineage: Eukaryota; Metazoa; Nematoda; Chromadorea; Rhabditida; Onchocercidae
Exons: 4
Coding region: 1-477 (158 amino acids)
Biological process (GO): removal of superoxide radicals
Molecular function (GO): superoxide dismutase activity; copper ion binding
Source: RefSeq, a predicted model, not a curated record
AUGAGUGCGAAUGCAAUAGCUGUGUUACGUGGCGAUAAUGUUAAUGGGAUUAUUCGAUUUAAACAGGAGAAAGAAGGAUCGCCAACAACUAUUAGUGGUGAAAUCAAAGGUUUAACUCCCGGUUUGCAUGGUUUUCAUGUACAUCAAUACGGUGAUACUACAAACGGAUGUAUUUCUGCUGGUCCACAUUUCAAUCCUUACAAUAAAACACAUGGCGGUCCAACCGAUGAAAUGAGACAUGUUGGUGAUCUUGGAAAUAUUGUGGCUGGAGCUGAUGGCACUGCUCACAUUGAUAUUUCUGAUAAGCAUGUACAGUUACUCGGUCCCAAUUCAAUAAUUGGCCGUUCAAUUGUUGUGCAUGCUGAUCAAGACGAUCUCGGGAAAGGAGUUGGUGACAAGAAGGACGAAAGUCUUAAAACCGGUAAUGCUGGUGCCCGUGUUGCAUGUGGUAUUGUUGCCGUUGGUGCUGCUUCUUGA